AUGUGUCAAGUACUUCGAAAAUCCAGCAAUAGCUACGACAAUGAUGAACUGAGGGCAGAAGAGCCCUGUCACUGUUCCUCCUGUGCCACAACAGCACCUCCCCGUGUGGUUUCCGUGGGCGACAUUGUCACUAUUGAUCUGACCAUGACACCGGAAAACGGCCUGGUACCAGAGCCUCUCUUUGAUCGCAGUGGCAAGAUCAGUUUCAUUGUGGGAUGGGGCAAUUAUCUUCCAGCCCUUCACGAGUUGGUCCAGAACAAAGCCGUCGGCGAUCAAGUCCAACAUGUUUCCAUUGAUGCCGGUUGGGGGAAGCGAAAUGAAGAUCUCGUCAUGGAGCUACCCAAAUCCAAACUCAGGAGAUUCCUACAAAAGGAUGGAAGCCUGCCUCCAGUGGGGACUGUACUCAAGCUUCAAGGAGGAAUUCAGUUGGCAGUGCUUCAAGUCAACGAAGAACAACAGACUGUGAUUGUAGACGCCAAUCCACCUCUCGCAGGUGCCAGCUAUGACUGUUCGUUUACCGUUCUCAGCAUUGACGAUGCACUAUCCUUGGAGGAUGUGCCUGACAACAACAAUAACAAAUACCAAAUCUCCACUUGGGCAUUAGGUUGCUUCUGGGGUGGAGAACUCGCCUUUAUGAGGGUUCCUGGAGUUGUUGGAACUCGUGUGGGCUAUACUCAGGGAACUGUCAGCAAUCCCACCUACGAGGAUGUCUGCACCGGAAAGACAAGGCAUCGAGAAGCAAUCAUGGUCGUCUAUGAUUCAACAGUGGUAUCCUACAAUCAACUCAUGCGGGUAGCUCUGGAGAGACUCGCUGCUACGAAUCCCAAUCCCAGCAAGAAUAAUGGCAGCAACAUUCCAGAGGACGACGAUGAUAUGUUUGGCAACCUGUUUGCCGAGGAAGAUGAUCAACAAGAACAGGACAACAAGACCACCAAUCAACAAUAUCGUCAUGGAUUCUACUACCACUCCGAAAAGCAACGAUCGAUUGCCCAACAAGAGUUGAAUUCAGGCAACAAUAUCUACGAUAUCGAGUUGAAGCAAGCGGCGGUAUUCUACCAGGCCGAAGAGACGCAUCAGCAGUAUCUACUCAAAGGGGGGCAGAGUGCUCGAAAGGGAGCCAAGGAAACCAUUCGUUGUUUCGGUUGA
Molecule: messenger RNA, 1146 nt
Organism: Seminavis robusta
Lineage: Eukaryota; Bacillariophyta; Bacillariophyceae; Naviculales; Naviculaceae
Source: the annotation of a GenBank genome assembly